GGAACGGCGACCGCUAGCAGCAUCGAGCACCUGCUUCUGCUCCAAAGGGCCAUGAACUACAACGGCGCCAUCCAAGCUUCCAACUCGGUGCUCGGUGGGGCAUAUAAUUACGCAGCACCGCCUGCUUUUGGAGACGGCUCUCUGGAGGCCUCCGUACUCUACCAGCUUGGGUGCACAAUGUCCAAGCUGGACGUCAGCACAAGGCUUUGCAUCCGAAACGCUCUCUACCGUCUCGCCACGAGUGCCUGCCACAGAAGCGGAGACGAGGGCGUGAGCUCCAUCGAAUCUUCUGCCAAGAGGCCCGGUGGCAUUCCCUGCUUGGAGACAUGCACGAAUCCAAUCGACCGCACGGUGGCAAGCCUGCUGUUUUACAAGCCGGAAGCAGACACUACUCAAGACGGGUCCGUGUCUCCACAGUCGACGGUGGUCUCAUCAGAAGGCUCCUGGAUCCAGCAGCCAGUGGCAAUGGCAGGCGUCACACCGCAAGCCACACUUCCGCGCUGCGCUGGCUACUUCGCGCGAGGGGUUUAAGGACACUCCGCGCGAGGGGUUUAAGGAGGGGGUGGCACACACAGGUCAAAGGAGAGGCGAAAGGAGUGGGGUAGAAAAACAAGGCGGGCCGCGCGGUGAAUACAUAGCAGGGGGGCCGGGGGUUCUGGGUUCAGGGUUUAGGGUUUAUAGAGCUCGCGAAUGCAGGCUGCUGGGUUGGUUCGUGGGCUGGAACCAGCACUAGUGGGCGACGACUUUGGCUUCUUCUCGGGCGAGUGUGAAGUGGCAGCGGCAUUUCACAACCCGUUUGUAGCGGCAGCAGUUGCGCACCGGGAUGCUGUUGCUGCUGCAGCUGCUCCUGGUGCGGCUACAUUCGCUAACGUCUUGGCGGCCGCCAAGAGGAUAAGGCUGGGUGAGAGGUGCUGGGGGAGCGGCUUCGAGGAGGAGGAUAGCGCGCCUGAGAAAACGGCUCGGGUCCCUGAACCGGUUCCCUCGAAUGAUGACGAUUGGGACAAGGAGCUAGCACCGGAAGAUCUCGAAGAGUUUGUACUCUCGGCUUUGUCACCAGAGGCGCUCGACAACGGGAAGCCUGACAUCGAAAAUGCUACUGGUGCUAAAGGCGAUGCAGGAGUUGUUUCGGCAAAGCCAGGCCUGGACAGGGGGCAGCAAAGUCACAGCCAUAGCCAAACUGGCGUCAGCAGCUCUGAGAGGAUAAAAGGGAAGGCAGCAGCAGUAGAACCCGAGCUUUCCGCAGGUGCUCUGGUUCUUCAGGAGCUGGAGACGGUUGUCUCGAAGCUCGAAAGCCGGAGCAGACUUUGCUUGAGGGACGCGUUCUACAGGCUCGCAGACAAUGCCACGCGAAGAACCGGAGUUCAAGCCGACGCAGCGGAACUCCAGCGCUUGUCGUGGCGCACAGCAUCCUUGUCCCUGAGACAGGAGCUGUCAACUAAUACGAUUGAUCGAUCCGUCGCGAGCAUGCUCUUCUGCAAGGAAUCUCCCCCUCCACCUCUCCCGCUCCCGGCUCCCUCCUCGCCGCCGCCUCUUCCUCCACUUCCUCCGCGGCCGCGUUCUUCUCCUGGUCGUCCUCUUCGUCCCAAAUCCUCAGCUUCUUCGAGCAGUAGCAUUCCAAAGAAGCAACACCAACACCAUCAAGCUCCGCUGGGCAACAACACCAACAAGAAGUUGUCGCUGGCCCCAGCUCACAAGCAUCGUUGUGCUGGAUCGACCAGCGUGCUACGAACAGCCACGACAUUGCGAGCGACGCCGGCGGCGAUCCCAGGAGCAGCUGCCAGGAACACCAAGAGUUUGAUACUACUCCCGCCAUCAGCGGCCACCAAGCGAAGAUCGCCAAAUGCCACUACUACUUUUACUAGUACUAGUACUACUACGACGACUAACAAACGAGGCAAGCUCUGAGGGUGGCGAAGAAAAAAAUAAAACUGCAGACCGAAUUUGGGUCGCUUGACUUUGUCAAGUAAAGAUGUUUAUCGAGAAUAUUCUAAAAUGUUACGAAUAUGGCCUUUUUCCCC
Molecule: messenger RNA, 2018 nt
Organism: Selaginella moellendorffii
Lineage: Eukaryota; Viridiplantae; Streptophyta; Lycopodiopsida; Selaginellales; Selaginellaceae
Exons: 6
Coding region: 691-1905 (404 amino acids)
Biological process (GO): regulation of DNA-templated transcription; circadian rhythm
Source: RefSeq, a predicted model, not a curated record